UUGUUUACUUUUGCAUGUGAAACAAAAUGGAAGCAGACAGCACCUAGGAACUUGUUUGUAUGUGAGGCCCUAUAGCAUCUCUGUUCAUGUGCAGCCUUCGGAUGGAGAAAUCGAAAAGCAGCUUCCUGUACAGCCACAAAUCGUUUUCCUGGAUAAGAAGGGUCGAAGAGUUGACACAGUGGGGCCUCCCUCAGAACCCUGGGUUAUUUCAGCUCAUCUCAAGGGCUCCUCUGAGGCUGUGCUAAGAGGGCUCACUGAAGUACAGGUCAUAGGUGGAUGUGCAAGCUUUUCCAAUCUGGCUGUCUCCAGCUCAGGCACCAACUGGAACCUCGUGUUCACUGUCACAUCGCCACCAGGAGCUAAAUUCACUGUGCUAUCUCAGCCGUUUACCAUCUUCCCUGUGCCCGCUGGAGAGAAGGCCAGCUUGAUUCUUGUUGUCUUAAUGAGUGCAAUAGCAUCUGCAUUUGUCGUCACUCUUGUGCUCUGCUGGUUCAAGAAGAGCAAAAACAACAAAACAAGGACUAAGAGGACUGGUGUACCACAGGCCAGUACCAAGGCAUCUCAAAAGCAAGCACAUCCUCAUGCACCUCAUGUCCAGCACUGCUACGAUCGAAGACAGAAUGAGAACGGUGUGCCUGUAGCAGGAGAAGUGGAAGAGACUGAAGCAGUGAGACAUGAGAUGGGACAAGGGAAGGAGCUGAGCCCACAGCCGUGUGAAGCCACGCCAGUGAGAAAGGCAAACGCCCUACAGAGAAAGACAAGUAACAGAGAUAUCUUCUCUUCAGCUGGGAAAGGUGGCAAUCACCAACAGCCUUGUAGAGGAACAACUCCUGGGGACUCUAUGGAGCUCCAACAGGCAUCUAUCCUGGGGUGCUCGGCCCAGAAGGAUGUCCCACAGACUCCUGAUGGCUGUGUGAAUGUGGAAAGAGGGAAUUUGGAUGCAAUGUGCAGCCCUCAGGAGGAGGUCAGAGAGCAGAUUGCUAUGGGAGCGGCAGCAGAGGGAUAUCAGAAGUCAUGUCAGGCAGUGGAGCAAUGGCCAAGCAAGCUUUGCCUUUCUUGAGGUCACUGUGAAACUGUUUUGUUUUGUCUCUGUGGUUGGAGGAGUGCACAUACUGGCACAAAAAGCUGGAGUGUUAUGUUGUGGAUGUACAAAUGAACCUGUGAAAUUGCUCCACUGCCAACUGGGGGACCAUGGCUAUAUCUAGGCUACUAAUUAUAGAGCCAUAGAAUCAUUGAAUCAUUGAAUCGUAGAGUGGCUUGGGUUUGAAGGGACCUCGAAGCUCUCUUAGCUUCCAUAAAAACUAGAUGCAGACAAAUAACCUGUUGAGAAUAGUCCUUGGCUUCUGAUACCCUGAAACUCAGUCUUUAAGACUUGUUUGGAGGAGUGCUAGCUGGGUCAGGCCAAAGGCAUUCAGAGAUUACCAAGCAAUUCAGCACUGCAGGUGGGGGAGUUUCCACACCCACAACCUCACAUUAAUGUGCUCACACUGAUGUAGUCUUAGUAGCUAGAGCAAUAUUGAUUGGAGUGUUUACCCAUACAUAUGCAUAUAUAAGAAUUUCUUCUGAUCUUCCCUCUCAAAGAAUUUCAGUAUGUGCAUAAAUCUUCUCCUUUUUCUGAGGAAAAAACAAAUAAGCAACUGUUCAGUUUCACUGUGACUUCCAUGUUUCCCUAUUUAAAUCUGUGCUUAAGAAUAUUUGUUUUGUUUGGGUUUUUUUUUGAAAUUGCAGUGGUUUGUGUUUUGUGUUAUCUCUCCACCAUACCAUUAUUUUCUAACACCUUUAAAUCACUGACUUGUUAUGAACAGAACUGUUUAUGAGUGAUAAUAAUAAUACUGAUGUGCUUCAGCUGCUCUGAGAAUUCCUCUGUGCUUUGGUUUACUGAGCUGGAAGAUGAGGAACUUUAUUAUACUCUCUCUGUACCAUAAACUUCUUGGUUACAAUAUGCCCUGAUAGCAUGAGAAAAAAUGUAUACUUCUCUGUAAGAAAAAUACUUAUUUAGGAAGAAGGUGAGAUUCUUGAUUUGAAGAAUACCUUGAAACCUUGAUUUGAAGAAUAAACCAGGCUUCAAAUGUAUAGAACUAAGAUGCAGGUACUGCUUGGUGAGCUACUCAGUUCUCUGGGGAUGAAAGUCUUAUUCUAGAUCAUUAACCUAAAGGGAGCCCCAGUGUGUGCAAAAAUUCACAUUCCCUUGUUGUAAAGUACAUGUACCUUGAGUCUGAGUUGGAGGGUGAAGAUAUGGACCUGCCUGAUGCUUAAAAUGUGAACAGGAUGUAGAAGGUUAAUGAGAAAACAGAUUAUGUCUUUGGAGACAUAGAGAACGCUCAGCUGCAGUUAUCAGACCCUACUACCCAUUGGUUCAGCCAAAAUGGAAAAACUUCCUCAUUUAUUGAGGAUGCUCUUCAUCUGUACAAGCUCCCAAACUGUGAUUUUUCUGGGCGUUUUGUGGGUAAGUUCUAACUGGAUCAGCCUGGCAACAGCAGAGCAGUGCUUGAUCCCUGAUCCUUAUCCUCUUUUUGUCCAUCAGUGCCAGCACAGCCAUGAGGACUGAUGCACAUAUAUGAUCCCACCCACACUUCCCACUAAUAGAAGUAAAUCCUAUACUCAAGGCACUGAUCCUCUUGAAAUCAUGGCUUUGUAAUGUGAGAUCUUUUUGAUUUCAUUUAGAUUUCCUUUUUUGGAUGAGUUGUUUGACUCUAAAAGCAUCUCCAAUCUACCCAUGAGUAGUUCAUAUCAGGAUGUACAUGACAUGUACAUUGGUUAGAUGAACCUCAACCUGACAGAUAUAAGUGACAAAAGAACAAAUAAUACCUUUCUCUCUUGUCCUUCUGUUACAGUGUGAGAAUUCAAGAAGGCCUGAGCUGAAAGGGUGCAUAGUGUCUGUGCUGCUGGAAAAGAACCUCUGUUGCUCUUUCAUUCUGAUCAAAGAGGCAAUAAUUGAACCAAUUAAACUGCAAAUAAUA
Messenger RNA from Meleagris gallopavo (turkey), 2960 nucleotides. NCBI's taxonomy places the organism in Eukaryota, Metazoa, Chordata, Aves, Galliformes, Phasianidae. The record is from RefSeq and is a predicted model, not a curated record.